AUGAAGCCAAUCUCUGCCUCUCUGCUUGCGGUGUCUUUGAGUGUUGGCUUUGCCAAUGCUCAAGGUACGAGAAUUUCUACCGUCACAAGCACCACAACUCUGUCCACGCAAACCAUCUCCAGCUGUACUUUGCCGGGCAGCCCUACUACUGUCACCCGUACUCAUACUGUCCAGACAGUCUCCAGCUGCCCUCCUUCCGGCAGUCCAACCAACAAUCCCGGCAAUCCUAACAACAACCCGGGCACUCCUGGCAGUCCUGCCAACCCUGCCGACCCUGGUACCGGCGAUAGUGUUCCGUCAACCUUGACUAUCAUUGUCACCCCAACUUCUUCUCCCGGGCCGAACCCAUCGCCCACUGGGUCUCCGGGUCCGAAAAACCCUGCCAAUCCUGGUACCGGCAAUAACGUCCCGUCCACCUUGACUAUCAUCGUCACCCCAACCUCUUCUCCUGGGCCGAACUCAUCACCCACUGGGUCUCCAGGGCCAAAUGACCCUGCCAGCCCUGCCAGCCCUGGCAACCCAGGCAACCCAGGCAACCCAGGCAACCCAGGCUCGGGCAACACUGGCGGUGGCAAUCCAGGCAACCCCGGCUCGAACAAUGAUAAUGGAGGGGGCAAUCCUAGCACUCCAGGCGGUGACAAUCCUGGUGGCAAUCCUGGUAACCCAGGCUCAAACAAUGGUGGCGGCAGUCCUGGUAGCUCAGGCUCAGGUAACACCGGUGGUGGCAACCCUGAUGGCAGCCCUGGCACUCCCAGCUCGAACAAUGGCAAUAGUGGCAGCAGUCCCGGCACCCCGGGCGCAAGCAAUCCUAUUGGCUCAGGCACCGGUACUGGCAGCUCUACCAUCCCCGGCUCGAAUAACAACAAUGGUGGGAGCCCGGGCUCUGGUACAGGAGACGUUAACCCUUCAAGCAAUGGCUCAGGAAGCGGCAACCCCUCGGGCAAUGGCUCAGGAAAUGACAGCCCCUCGGGCAAUGGCUCAGGAAAUGACAGCCCCUCGGGCAAUGGCUCUGCCUCUGGCUCUGCCUCUGGCAAUGGCUCUGGCAAUGGCUCUGGCAAUGGCUCUGGCAAUGGCUCUGGCAAUGGCUCUGGAAAUGGCUCGGCCAAUGGCUCUGGCUCUGGCAAUGACAGUGGCUCAGUAGAUCCAUCUGAUGGACAAGGCAGUGGAACCCCUACCGCUUCAUCCACCAUGGCGGUCUACACUGGCGCAGCAAACCAAGGCUCCGCGCCUCGAAUUGUCUCGGGUCUGCUUCCAGCUCUCUUCUUCUACGUCGUUCAGUUUCUUUGA
Messenger RNA from Aureobasidium melanogenum CBS 110374, 1287 nucleotides. RefSeq lists its product as uncharacterized. The transcript has a single exon. NCBI's taxonomy places the organism in Eukaryota, Fungi, Ascomycota, Dothideomycetes, Dothideales, Saccotheciaceae. The coding region runs from base 1 to 1287 and encodes 428 amino acids. The record is from RefSeq and is a predicted model, not a curated record.